This is a messenger RNA of Stegastes partitus (bicolor damselfish), 1741 nucleotides long. RefSeq names its product STEAP family member 3, metalloreductase (gene steap3). NCBI's taxonomy places the organism in Eukaryota, Metazoa, Chordata, Actinopteri, Pomacentridae. Gene Ontology annotation, cellular component: plasma membrane; endosome. The transcript has 6 exons. The coding region runs from base 70 to 1548 and encodes 492 amino acids. Gene Ontology annotation, biological process: copper ion import. The record is from RefSeq and is a predicted model, not a curated record. Gene Ontology annotation, molecular function: cupric reductase (NADH) activity; ferric-chelate reductase (NADPH) activity.
GUGACUGACCCAGAGUGUGGCUCGGUGCAGCUGCUGGCCGUCAGGGAGCUCACCACACCGCAGACCAUCAUGCAGAGUGACAUGACGAUGCCCUUGCUGGCCGAAUGUGCCUCUGACCUCUCCAAGUCGCUGCCCCGGAGCCAGAGAGACCCUGUGAUUGGCAUCAUCGGCUCAGGAGACUUCUCCCGCUCCCUUGCAAUCCGGCUGGUGGGUUGUGGUUUCAGGGUGGUGGUGGGCAGCCGCCAGCCAAGCCGCGUUGCCAAGGGUGUGUUUCCUGACAGGGUGGAGGUACGAUCCCAGAGGGAAGCGAUACAUGCUGCAGAGAGGGUGGUGUUCGCUGCAAUCCACCCAGAGCACUACCACUCCCUGGUAGGGCUGAGGGAGAUGCUGGCCGGGAAGGUGUUGGUAGACGUGAGCAAUGCCACCACAUUGACCAGUCACAAGCAGUCCAAUGCAGAGACGUUAGCAGAGUUGUUCCCAAAGAGCAGUGUGGUGAAGGGCUUCAACGUGGUCUCGGCCUGGGCCCUGCAGACUGGAGCCCAUGAUGGAAGCAGACAGGUUCUGAUCUGCAGCAACUGCUCUGACUCGAAAGCUAUGGUGCUCGAGCUAGCGCGUCGCAUGGGCUUCAGCCCUGUGGAUCUAGGGAGUCUGUGUGCAUCCAGAGGCAUUGAAGAAGCCCCACUCAUCCUGUUCCCCUCCUGGGGAGGUCCCAUCUUAACGACCUUGAUCCUCUUCAUCUUUUUCUAUGGAUACAUCUUUCUGAGGCACAUACUGCUCCCCUAUCUGGAUCACAGAGAGAACAACUUCUACCAGCUGCCCCUGGUGACCGUGAACCAGACGCUGCCUGCGGUUGCCCUGGUUACACUGGCUCUAGUCUAUCUACCAGGUCUGGUGGCGGCGGUGUUUCAGCUGGGCAGGGGAACCAAGUAUAAGAGAUUUCCUUGUUGGCUAGACUGUUGGCUAUGCAGGCGAAAGCAGCUGGGCCUGCUGAGCUUCCUCUGCACUGCACUCCAUGCCGUAUACAGCAUGUGUCUGACACUGCGUAAAGCUGCAGGGUACACUCUCCUCAACGCAGCCUACCACCAGGUCAAAGCUGGGAUUGAAAACUCCUGGGUGGAGCAACUGGUGUGGAGGGCUGACCUUUACCUGUCCUGUGGAAUUCUGGGAUUUGGAGUCCUUACUCUCCUGGCUAUUACCUCUCUGCCUUCUGUGGGCAAUGCUCUCAACUGGAGGGAGUUUACAUUUGUACAGUCAGGACUCGGCUAUGCUGCCUUAGCUCUCUCCACCAUGCACACUCUCUUCUUUGGCUGGGACUUUGCCUUCUCCCCUGGGGCCUAUCCAUAUUACCUGCCACCGGCCUAUCUACUGGCCCUCAUCCCACCCUGCAUAGUCCUUGUUGGGCGCCUCUUCUUGGCUGUGCCAUGCCUGACAUUAAGACUGGCGAAGAUCCGCAAGGGCUGGGAAAGCACACAAUACUGGCCAGUCAAUAACCAGGAGCCAGGAGGGUCACGUGAGGCACAUCCUCAACAAAACUUUGAUGAUGUCUAGUGUGAAAUCUAAACUCUGCCAGUCUGUCACUUCUCCUGCACUUUUUACAGCCACAGGGGGACAUUCCUUAAUGACUACCGCUUUUCUCUUUAACAAUAGUAAGGGAAACACAGAGACAAGGAAAAAAAGAGUGUAGAUCAGAGACAUGACCUUUCCAUGAUCCUGGAGAUCCAUCAUCUGUACACCAAAUAAU